This is a messenger RNA of Colletotrichum destructivum, 501 nucleotides long. RefSeq lists its product as uncharacterized. The record is from RefSeq and is a predicted model, not a curated record. NCBI's taxonomy places the organism in Eukaryota, Fungi, Ascomycota, Sordariomycetes, Glomerellales, Glomerellaceae. Bases 1 to 501 code for a protein of 166 amino acids. The transcript has 2 exons.
AUGUUUGAACACAUGACGCCGCCGCGGCUAGGAAACGUCGAGAUUCAAGACACCACCAGCGACGGCAUGCCUAUAUAUCAAAUCCCGACAGAGCAUUCUCGGCUUCCAAACGAUGACUCCUCCAGUCAAUCAGUUCAAGAGGCAAUGUUGACUUCUCAACCUGGUUCAGUCAUGAAGCCAACCGAAAACAAAUCCGACUGCCAGACUCCUUCUGCGGUCGAUGAAGAAGAUGAGGUUAGCCCCCGGAAACUCAAAUACGACGACAAUCAAGAUCUGCCGUACUACUUUGAGUCUGAUGGCGACGAAAACCAUCAGCGGGAUAUGCUCACGAAGCUCUUGGAGGCCGGGGCGAAUCCAAGCAACCUGGACUUUAAUGGCAUCUCCCCGCCGCAUAGCGUCCUGAAUCAAGACGAAGACUUUUAUCAAUUUAGAGGUAGUGGUAAUAACCCUACAGGAAGAAACACUGCAUCGAAGCUCUGGUUAUGUUUGGAGCAGACGUGA